Molecule: messenger RNA, 1992 nt
Organism: Epithele typhae
Lineage: Eukaryota; Fungi; Basidiomycota; Agaricomycetes; Polyporales; Epitheliaceae
Exons: 6
Coding region: 1-1992 (663 amino acids)
Source: RefSeq, a predicted model, not a curated record
AUGAAGUACAACCUUCGAGUCCUAGUUCCAUCACCGGUCGGCGAUGCUGAAAUCAACACCCAGUACGAGGACAUCCUCGACGUGUCCUUCGCAAACUGGGAGACAAAGAAAGCGCCAAAGAAGUUGACCCAACAGUUAAUCCCCUCAGACGCGAUGACUGUCCGCCAGCUUCUCAGCCGGCAGUUUUGCUCUGGGGUGGCCCCACGGCCGUGGGCUGCCGGGAGCCCGCUCUCGUAUUCAAGCACCCCACCGGUCGCCGCGGAAGACCUGCCGCCUUGGGUCUUCUGCGUGGACCACUACUCUGCCGACACUGCCGUCCACAUACCGAAGGAAGAUGCCGUUCUGGCAUUACCGAGCACCUUCCGUUCGGUAAUCCAUCCCGGCGAUCGCGGCACCCCGCUACCAUUCUGGCUCUUGGACUUGUGGCGACGUCUGCGCAACGUCCAUACGGUUCGGUCCAAUGUCGAGCGUGGACUGGAGUGGCUCAGCGAAGUUGGACGACAAGAAGAAGUUGACAGAGCGGUCGUCAAAGUACAGACUGCCCGAAUGCUCGACCUGCCGGCGUUGCUGCACCCAUGGUGCGACCUCUUCUCGCAUCUGACCACGGACGACCGUGACCUCAACGACGAGUUGAUCGACGCAGUCGUCGCUAUCGUGAUGCGUCAUACCGACCGCCUCACCCGCCCCCUCCACGUCUAUUCCCCUAUCGUGACGCAACUGUCACCGGUAGACUUGGUCGACCUCUUCGGCAAACUCGCCGCUCGAGGUGACUUCGCUACUGACAGCAUCAUCUGCCUCCCGUGGUAUAUUGGCGGCGAGUGGGUGUUCGUACUCAUCAACAUGGCAGGUGAUGACAUCAGAAUCGGUUAUUGCAUCCCCCAACACGACCACGAUGGCUUACUCGAGAUCGCCAUGCGCACUGCGAUCCGGAUCGCUCACACGGUGGAAGUGUCGGUGCGCCAGACUCGCACCGACUGGAUAGUGCGCAAAUAUCAGCGUGGGGAUGAAGAUCAAGAAGCCUCCGUCUUGUCUGGGCUUGCUAUCGCUGUAGGAUUUCUGAAGAACCUUUUGGAAGGGUUGACGGUUUUCUCGAGCGAAACAGCACGAAGACAUCGCAUAGAAGUCCUCUUUGCCAUCUUGGACCACCACCCUCAUAAUCCGGUCAUCUUGGAAGAUGAGAAGCUGAGUCUGUGGGAGUCGCAGGACACAGUACGGAUCUUCUCCCGGACACUGGUGCCUCCCUUGACAGUCCUUUCCACAUCGCCGCCGGUGUUCACGCGGACACUCGAACCACCGUCGUCUUCCUCGACCGCUACAUCACCUUGGGCCUUAGGUUUCCAGAGUGGCAAGCGGCUUUCUGACCUGUAUGGCGGUACCGCCGGAAUCCGCCUCGGUCGCUGCGCCAGUCUUCUCCCGGACACUGGCGCGACCUUUGACAACCCUUUCCACAUCGCCGCCGGUGUUCACGCGGACACUCGAACCAGUGUCGUCUUCCUCGACCGCCCCAUCAAAGCCAUUUACCCCCCCCGGAGGGCAGAGCCUGAUGGGUGGUGUCUCGUCGUCCUCCCCCCUGUCCACAGUUACGCGACCGCUGGCGCGCUCCUCCAGGCCCGACUCUCCACUGUCGGAAUUCACUCGGAAGCUCACCAUGCCCGUGACUGCCGAACCGUCUCCUCCGGUAUUCAGCCGAAGGCUUGCCAUUCCGUCGACGACAUCCUCUUCGCAGCCGGUAUUCACCCGCACACUCGAGUCGCCGUCGGCAUCCUUGACCGUCCCAGGCCCACCACCGGCUUUCACACGAGGGCUCACCGUCGAGUCCAAACCGACGUCGUCACAGCCGGUAUUCAUGCGAACGCUCGCACCUGCCGACGCUUCGCCACCGGCAUUCAUCCGGCAACUGGCCCGCCCUCCAACACCGACCUCCGCACCACCGGUGUUCACUCGCACACUGUCCAGUGCUGUGGAACCCAUGCCACCGGUGUUCGCACGUAG